AUCGAAGUCCAGCGCCCCAGACGCGGCUGCACUUUUCAAACCUCAACUGUAAGAAGCGUCGGUCAGCGUUUGUGCGGUCGCCGCCGGGAGUCGCCUCUCCGGGGCCUGGCUGACGGCGACCGGCCGCUGCGGGAAAGAGUGCGAGACAAUAAAAUGUGACCAGUGAAACUGAAUGUCUUCAGAACUAAAAAGGUAAAGUAAGUGCCCAGAGAAGCAGACCUGGCAGUCAUCUAACAUGUCUCGGAGAAGGUUUGAUUGUCGAAGUAGCUCAGGCUUGCUAACUACAACUCCUCAAACGCCGAUGAAGAUGGAAAAUUUUAAUAAUUUCUAUACACUUACGUCGAAAGAACUUGGGCGAGGAAAGUUUGCUGUGGUUAGACAAUGUAUAUCAAAAUCUACUGGCCAAGAGUAUGCUGCAAAGUUUCUGAAAAAGAGGAGAAGAGGCCAGGACUGCCGGGCAGAGAUUCUGCAUGAGAUAGCUGUGUUGGAGCUGGCCAGGGCCUGUCCCCACGUGAUUAAUCUUCAUGAGGUCUACGAAAAUGCAACUGAAAUCGUUCUGGUGUUAGAAUAUGCUGCAGGUGGAGAAAUUUUCAACCUGUGUUUACCUGAGUUGGCUGAAAUGGUAUCUGAAAAUGAUGUUAUCAGACUCAUUAAACAAAUACUUGAAGGAGUUUAUUAUCUACAUCAGAAUAACAUUGUUCACCUUGAUUUAAAGCCACAGAAUAUACUAUUGAGCAGUAUAUACCCACUUGGGGACAUAAAAAUUGUAGAUUUUGGAAUGUCUCGAAAAAUUGGGAAUGCUUGUGAACUUCGGGAAAUCAUGGGAACACCUGAAUACUUAGCUCCAGAAAUCCUCAACUAUGAUCCCAUUACCACAGCAACAGAUAUGUGGAAUAUUGGCAUAAUAGCAUAUAUGUUGUUAACUCAUACAUCACCAUUUGUAGGAGAAGAUAAUCAAGAAACAUACCUGAAUAUUUCUCAAGUUAAUGUAGAUUAUUCAGAAGAGACUUUCUCAUCAGUUUCACAACUGGCCACAGACUUCAUCCAGAGCCUUCUAGUAAAGAAUCCAGAGAAAAGACCAACAGCGGAGUCCUGCCUUUCUCAUUCUUGGCUGCAGCAGUGGGACUUUGGAAGCUUGUUUCACCCUGAGGAAACGUCAGAUUCCUCUCAAAUCCAGGAUCAUACCCUCAGGUCCUCUGAAGAGAAGACCCCAAAGUCCUCCUGUAAUGGAAGCUGUGGAGACCGGGAGGACAAGGAGAAUAUCCCUGAGGAUAGCAGCAUGAUCUCUAAAAGAUUUCGUUUUGAUGACUCCUUGCCCAGCCCCCACGAACUUGUUCCAGAUUUGCUGUGUUAGCACUUUUCUCUGUGACUCAUCUGGACUGACUUGGAAAGUUAAAAUCUUCUCUGGUGUGAGAUUGUGUUUUUAGCUUCAUAUAUGAUAUGUUUAUAUUAUAAAUGCACUUUUGCUUAGAACAACUUAGGGAACAGUUUAAAUGCUAGGUUUCUUUUUGCUAGCAUAUCAUUUCCUGUCCUGAAAUUGUUUUACAGAGAAAAAUAUUUAAAUAUAUGACAAAAAUGUAAAUUGUGCAUGUGAGUUUACAUGCAACUAAAGAAUUCAAGUUCAGUUGAACUUUUAAAAUAUUUUACAUAUCAAGAAAAAUGGGUUAUAUUAUGGCUAGAGAAGAUGGAACAAAAUGAAAAUAUUGGAAUAUGUAGGUUCUCUCUAAGGCGAGCCCUAUGCAUGACUAUUGACAGAAUUUGUUUGAGGAAACAGUGUCAAGUAUAAACCACAAUAUGUAACGAGACAUUAUUCAUUAUUAAUACUCCAGAGACAUUUGCAGUUGAAAAUGCUUCACAGUUACCACGAACUGAAAACUGUAAAACUUCCUUUGUGUGCAGUGUACUCUGUGAGAGGGCCUGUCAGGCAAAGCAGAGGGGAGGCAAGGCCGAUCCAGGCUGCUUCUCUGUAAGCUGAGUCAAAGUAUAGAUCGUUUUCCAACUCAGAUGUGCUUGCACACUCAUACAUCAGACCUAAAGAUGGAUAUUUGUGGUAUGUAAAUUAAAGAGCCCUCCUCAUCCUUUGGAAAUAUCAGAGGGGAGGAGAAUGGGUAAAACCAAAUGUGCUCUAACUCAAUCAGUUAGACAUAUUCAUGAAGGGAAUGUUAAGUCUGGGCAGCUUACUUAGUGUUGGGCAUCUCCUAAGUCCAAGAACACAAGCCCAUCAAUUAGUCACCCACAAAAGUACCAGAACAUUGGUAGAAGGUAGAACUGUUAACACCAGAGUCCUUAGUAGGUAGCAUAAGACAUUAUGCAUUGCUUGGAGUUGUUAUGUGAAUUUCCUGGUGAGUGAGGAGGCUUGACAAGCAGCUGUCUUCAGGGUCCGUGUGUGUGUGUGUGUGUGUGUGUGUGUGUGUGUGUGUGUGUGUGUGUGUGUGUGUGUGUGUGUGUGUUCUGCUGGAAACAACACAAAUGAGUCUGUCAUCGAGUCUGUGGUCAAUAACUAUGUUCAGUCCUGAUGGGAGGGGCUUGAGGAAUGCUCUGGUGAUUUCCCAUUUGUGUCCAUAAAAGGUCUAUAGUAAUGUCGUAUUAAGAUAACUGGUCAAAUGAAUAUGCUACUAUAUUAAACUCCAUUGCCAAAAAAAAAAAACCUGUGUAUUUCCACAUUGAAGUGGGUUCAGUCUAACAACCUGUAAAUUCUUGAAAUUGUUAAUAAAUCCUGAAUUCUUUAGAUGACUUUAAACUAUUUUAAAUGGGCAUUGGGUGUUUGACUAAAUAUCAAGUCCAUUUUAUCUUUGUCAUCUUUUAAGGAGAAGCCGUCCUUUGUAUAUGUGUGUGCAUAUGUGUAUGUGUACAGGUGUAUGUAUAUGCAUAGAAAGAUAAAACAGCCUUUAAACAA
Messenger RNA from Mesocricetus auratus (golden hamster), 2896 nucleotides. RefSeq names its product serine/threonine kinase 17b (gene Stk17b). Lineage: Eukaryota; Metazoa; Chordata; Mammalia; Rodentia; Cricetidae. Bases 236 to 1354 code for a protein of 372 amino acids. Gene Ontology annotation, molecular function: protein serine/threonine kinase activity; ATP binding. The transcript is spliced from 9 exons. Gene Ontology annotation, biological process: intracellular signal transduction; protein phosphorylation; positive regulation of apoptotic process. The record is from RefSeq and is a predicted model, not a curated record. Gene Ontology annotation, cellular component: nucleus.